AUGUCGGCCGGUUACCAGGGCGGUCUUGUUUCGCUGGGAUUAAAUAUUGGGAUCAUUGCCCAUGUCGAUGCUGGCAAAACCACAACGACUGAGCGCAUGCUGUAUUAUAGCGGCGUGACUCGCCGAGUUGGAGACGUCGAUGCAGGAAACACAGUGACUGACUUCCUCGACCUGGAGCGGGAACGAGGUAUCACAAUUCAGUCAGCAGCCAUCACUUUUAACUGGCCCCUUCACGAGGAAUGCGCCCCAGGCACAACCCCCAAAACGAUCAAUCUUAUCGACACACCGGGUCAUCAAGACUUCAGAUUUGAGGUUGACAGGUGUCUGCCUGUUCUUGACGGUGCUGUAUGUAUCAUCGACUCAGUGAAAGGCGUAGAAGCUCAUACGGAGAGAGUGUGGGCUUCAGCACACGAUCACAAGAUCCCUCGCAUUGUCUUCGUCAAUAAGCUCGACCGAGACGGUGCUUCAUUUCGAAAAUCUGUGUUGGAGAUUGGGUCACGUCUGAACGGGUGGCCACUUGUAUGCCAAAUUCCAUGGUGGGAAGGAGACCAGUUUGUCGGUGUCAUCGACGUCAUUGACCGAGUCGGAUAUCGGUGGAAGGCAGAGAAGCAGAAGACGAAGUACGAGUUCGCGGAACUGCAAGAGGUGCUCAAGGGCAACUAUCUUCUCGAUGAAAUUGAGACAGCUCGCGAGCGGCUCAUUGAAGGCCUCGCUGAAUGUGAUGAGUCCAUUAUGGACCUGUUCGCAGACGAUCCAAACAAAAUCACAGGCAAGAUGUUGAAAAACAGCGUUCGAAGCGCCAUCCGCAGUGGCGACGGAAACGUUAUUCCCGUUCUAGCAGGUGCCAGCUUCCGGCACAUCGGUGUCGAGCCCCUGAUGGACGCCAUCGUUGACUACCUUCCCAGUCCUGACGAACGACCUGAUCUUGAGAUCCGUGCCGGCCCGGCAAAGCACAACCUCAUUACGCUACUCGGUCAGAACUCGAGCAAGAAGCCAGGCCAGCAGCGUGUAGCAGCAGUCGCCUCCGUCUUCAAGGUCUAUAAUCACCCCAAAGAGGGAAUCUUGAGCUUCGUGCGAGUCUACUUUGGCGAACUUCACAAGAACUCGUCCACCUGGAACACGCAUAAUCAGCAGGCAGAGCGUCCGUUCGGCUUGUUGCAGAUAUCCGCGGAGAAGACAGAAGAUGUGCAACACCUUGCCACUGGCCAGAUUGGCGCCAUCAAGGGUCUAAAGAAGGCUCGUACGGGCGACACGCUGCUUGCUACUAUCGCUCAGAAGCAGAUCCCGGAUGCCCUCAAGCAUAUCCAGAUCAGGCCCCCAGAAAUUCCUCCGCCAGUGGCUUUCCUCGCGAUUGACCCCCACGGGCCCACAGCUUCCAAGGAGCUAGAGAUCGCGCUCGAAAAUGCGUCACGAGAAGAUCCCAGCUUGAGAUGGAGCCGUGACGAGAAGACAGAACAAUUCAUCCUGCAGGGUAUGGGCAAACUCCACCUUGAUAUCGCCGUCUACAACCUCAAGCAGAACCCUAAGGUUCAGGCCGACUUCGGUCCUAUCGAGGUCGAUUACAAAGAGUGCAUCACGUCCUCAAUCGGACCACAUCAUGUCACCUUUGACAGGGUCGUCGCGAGUAAGUCGGGCAAGGUAUCAUGUACAGCAACUCUGGAACCUCUGGAAGACCACCACCGCCAAGCCGCACUUGAGCCGACUGUCGAACGCGACGGGAACAUGAUUCACAUCAUCAUCGAUCUCCCCGAAGACGGCAACAUAGCCUUUGAUCCCGAGGAAGCCCGACAGCAACUCAUCAAUGGCGCCGUCGCAGCCGUGGCCCGCGGCCCGCGCCGCGGCUCCCCCGUCCAAGGUUGCCACAUCACCAUCACCGUUGACGCCGCAGCCGCCGAGAGCCCGUCCGGUGGACACUUCGCCGGCGCAGCAUCUCGAGCCGUGCGCGAAGCACUCCGCGAGGCGCACAUCACAAAGGGUGCCGUGGGCGUCCUCGAGCCCGUCAUGCUUCUACACAUCAGCUGUCCCGAGGCGGCCGCGGGCUUGGUGCAGCAUGACAUCAGCUCAGGAGCCGGUGGACACGUACUGGAGGUCAAUGAUAAGUCCGCCGAGUCGAGUUCGCACAUCGACGUCAGCAGUAUCUACGCGCCGCCAGAUCCGUACGAGAUCGUGGCUUCAUUGAGGGGGAAAAAGUCGUUGGCCAGGACGGUGGAAAUUGUAGCCAAGGUGCCGUUCAAGGAGGUCUUGAACUUUGACGAGCAGCUGAGAGGCAAGACUGGCGGAAGACACUCGAUGACGAUGGCGUUUGACAGUUUCGAUCGUGUUGUUGGCCAACGAGAGAAGGCAUUGUAA
Messenger RNA from Colletotrichum tamarilloi, 2349 nucleotides. RefSeq names its product translation elongation factor G. The record is from RefSeq and is a predicted model, not a curated record. Gene Ontology annotation, cellular component: mitochondrion. Bases 1 to 2349 code for a protein of 782 amino acids. NCBI's taxonomy places the organism in Eukaryota, Fungi, Ascomycota, Sordariomycetes, Glomerellales, Glomerellaceae. The transcript is spliced from 4 exons. Gene Ontology annotation, biological process: ribosome disassembly; mitochondrial translation. Gene Ontology annotation, molecular function: GTPase activity; GTP binding.